Caenorhabditis auriculariae is the source of this 2704-nucleotide messenger RNA. The record is from the annotation of a GenBank genome assembly. NCBI's taxonomy places the organism in Eukaryota, Metazoa, Nematoda, Chromadorea, Rhabditida, Rhabditidae.
AUGGCACCGGUCGAUGGGAAAAGUUGUUCGAUGAGACGGAUGCGAAUGAUCGUCGGCACCAUUUUCCUUUUCCACUGCGUCUUCUUCUUCUUGUUCAUUUUUUCUGUAAGUUUCUGAUUUGCUGAAGUCCUACUCUGGACUUGGGGCGUUGAGCAGAUCAUUUGGAAAAAAACGGAUAUUUUUUUAUCGGAAAAUUUGGCUCGAUUUACGGGGGUGUCCCCUGUAGCGUAUUAUAUUAACUUUCCACUAGGCCUAUCUCCAGGGCGGAACAAGAAUAUCAACUUUGAAGAAGUCAUUUACAGCCAGCGAGUCGUCGACCGGUCAAGUCCAACCGGCCGCGGAGCUACUGGCUGGACAAUUCGACGGUCGCCGUUCAAACCGAACGCAUUUCCUACGAGUUCUGCGUGGCUUACAACGUCACCAAAGCACAUGGGCGGUGCGUGCGACGACGCUGUGAUUUGAACAAAAAGCUUGUAGAUUCCGUGACGAUGGACUCGAGCCGAUCAGUUUGGCCAUCCACACGACGUCUCAUUACGUUUAUGACGUCGAAGAACAGGUAGUUUCUGUAGAUUUUUUCAGAGUCUUUUCAAAUUUCUUUCUCAAAAGGUCUCUGAAAAAGUUCCAUUGAAAUUUUGAGUUUGACUGACGUCCAGAAAAAGAAAAGAACUAUGGUUGAGAGGUAGAUGUCGUGAUAGCUGUUCAAAAUCAAGAAAAAAAAACCCAUGUGAACUUCAAAUUUUGCAGUGCUCGACCAGAAGCUGGAAUGGCCCCGUUUCUGUCGCCUUGUUCGUGGACCGAUUCUCCUCAAAUGCUGUUGAUUACUUAUACGAUUUGCAUCGAUGUGCUCCGAAAGUUCAUGAAAAGGCAGUUUUUUUAUUAUUCAUUUUUACCUUUUUUUUUCAGAUGAACCUUCACGUCGUCUACCGUCUCUCAGCGUUUCAGAAAAAGUGCGAGCCGAUUUUUGUGAAUGUCAGCAACAUGCCGUGCUCCAACUUUACAAGAGAAUUUCGUGGGUUUUUGAGGAUAUUCAUCGAAAAUUUCUUUAUUAAGCUCGAAGGUAGCAAAUAAAAAACGAGUUUACAAUGAUUUCUCGCUCACACAGCGUCAUAGCCAAAGUUUUUAUUUUCAAAAAGUAAAUUUCAGGAGGUAAAACGGUCGGAAAAAUCAUUAACUCUUUCGGAAUCUACCCGAUAAAUGUUAUGAGAAACGUGGCUCGCCGUGGCGCCAUGUCCAAUAUUCACGUUAUUGCCGACGUCGAGAUGAAGUUUAGGUAUGAAUGCCUCUAAUUGAACAAAGUUUACACCUUUUUCGCCGAAAAGGGAAACUUUCUGGCUUGUCUGCGCUCUCUUUUUCCUUCCAAAGACCAAAAAAAGACUUAGAACUCCAUGAAAGGAAAAGAGAACACAUAUAAGCAGACUUUCCAAAGGGAAUGAGAUUUAUAAAACGUCCAGUUUUUAUUUUUCAAGUCUUGGGUUCGCAUUGAAUAUGAAGAAGCUCGCGAAUGUAUACAUCAAUGGGCAAGAAAAAAACGUGAUUGUAAUACGGUGAGAAGAAGACUUAUUUCUACAGUUCAGCCUAGAAUUUUCAGAAGAUUCGAAGUUGAUAGUAGUAAAAACGUCCCUAAAGACCACACGGAACUCUUCAAUAUGAUCAAAUCACGAGAGUUAGUUCCGUUUCAUGGGACGAUGAAGCAGACAUUUUUCAGAGCUUUUGAAUUUCAUCACAAAUUUUUCCCGCUGGGACAUACGAUAGAAGGCUUGUGGCAUUGGUUCCGAGUAUCGAGAAAUUAUACCGAUCCAGUGGCGUGGGAAAUACCCUACAAGUGAGUAUUUGAACUACUUCCUUGUAUUUAAGUUGUGAAAUUGACUUUUUCAGAGGAAGUUCCUGGGAAGCCCAAGUCAUCCAGCACAGAAACGAUCCUUACAGUGCUGACUACAUGCCGACAAGGAUCCGAGACCAACAAGCCUUGGUUAGUCUUCAAAACCUUUUUAAAAGUUUGAAGACUUUUUCUGGCUCGGUAGCGCGCUCGUUCUAGAGUCUGGAGAUUGUCAGCACAACUAGCGGUUCUCUUUCAGAUCUACGAACUGUGUCGAGCCAACUACACUUUCCUGCUUGCCUCCCAGGUGUUCAACGUGCACCGUGGCGUCAAGAUCGCCGAGACCAACAUCAACACCGCCGUCGUCAAUCAUCAGAUGAAGAUUCGGAGCCGGUGAGGAAAGCUUUCUUUAAUUCUCCUCUAAGUUCUUUAGAAAAAAAAAUCUGUCAAGAAACUUCCCCUCAUUCAGAACACUUUUUGGAUUGACACAGCUGGAAAUCUUUUUCCUAGCUUUUUAGGAUGCAAAGGCCACCUAGAAAAUUGUAAAAUGAAUAAUAGCAGAAAAAUAAACAAAAAACCAAUAAUGAGAGUUUUUUCUAACGGUCCUUGCUGAAACUUUCCAUUUUUUUAGUGAAUUCGAACUACCCAAAAAAAAUUUUGAAGAUUAUGCAGCAUGAUCCUUGAAUUGACUAAGUCGAACCUUCUUUAGACUCCGUAAUCUAAUUUUAUCCAAAUUUUAAAUAAUAAAAGUGACCAAUUAGUAGCAUAUUUUCUCCUAGAAAAAAAGUUGAUUUAUUCUCAAUUUCCAGCGCCUUCCAAACGUACAAACACCAAAUAGACACCAAAUAUCCUGAAACUCAUCGACGAUGCGGCUUAUUCGUCAUGUGA